AUGGCCUUGAUACCCGAGGUCGAGAGGGAAUUACUACUCACUUCGGGGACUACCUCAGGGAGCUGGACCUUAUUCACGGGCGGUGCCUCUAACGCGAAGGGGUCUGAGCUCGGUCUAGAACUGGCUAGGAGCCUAGGGGACGGAGUAAUCGAGGCCAAAUGCGACUCUCUCCUUAUCGUAAAUCAGGCCAAUGGAACAUUCGAACACGUACCUCGAGAUCAGAAUAGUGAGGCCAAUGCACUAGCCAACUUGGGGUCGUCUGUCGACUCCGAUGAAUUCGACUCGGGGGAAGUGGUACAACUGAUGAACUCGGUAGUAGAAGAAGGUAACGCUAAGAGACUGACCGAUUCGAAAGGAAAGUGGAAGGAAAUCUUCCCCGAAGUCUUGUGGGCAUACCAUAUGACUUCGAAACCAAGUACCGGAGCGACCCCGUUCUCUCAAGUCUACGGUGCGGAAGCCUUUGACGAGGUGGAAGAAUCGAGCCUCGGGUUCCAAUAUGCUACCGAAAUGUCAAACAACGAGGCCAUGACUACGAGUUUGGACUUAUUAGACGAAAGGCGGGAAGCCGCCCUGGUCCAGUUGGCCACCCAAAAAUAG
Messenger RNA from Nicotiana tabacum (common tobacco), 597 nucleotides. The record is from RefSeq and is a predicted model, not a curated record. NCBI's taxonomy places the organism in Eukaryota, Viridiplantae, Streptophyta, Magnoliopsida, Solanales, Solanaceae.